AUGGCUGUGCAGAGAAUGGAAAAAAAAAUUUACACCAGAUCCAUCAGCAUGAAGCAGAAAAGAGCCAAGCAGUAUAGAAAGCAGAUCCAUCAGUACGUGUCGACGUUUCGGUUCAAGACGCCGAUCCAGUGUAUUGUGGACGACAACGUGAUUUUGGAGUGCGAGAAAACCAAAUUCGAUGUCAUCAAGGCGAUUUCCAGAACUGUCCAGACAGAGGUGAAGCUGAUGAUCACCCAGUGCUGUAUCAACCAUCUUUACGAGACGCGCAACCAGCCGGCGAUCGAGAUUGCCAAACAGAUGGAGAAGCGCCGAUGCAACCACAAGGAAACGUUGUCGAGCAAGGAGUGUAUUAGCUCGAUUGUGAACAUAGACGGCAAGAACAAGCACCGGUAUUUGGUGGUUAGUCAGGACGAGCGGCUUCGACAAGCGAUGCGCACUGUUCCUGGAGUCCCAUUGAUCUACAUGAAGCGGUCGGUGAUGAUCAUGGAGCCGAUGUCGCCUGUUUCGGAGAAAGUUGUUCAGGAGACGGAAGCAAGAAAGCUUUCUGCAGGGUUGAAUGACCCGACGGCGGGGAUUCAGAAACAGGAACAGGAGCCAAGCGAACCAGCUCCCAAGAAACGGAAGGGACCCAAGGGACCAAACCCGUUGAGUGUGAAAAAAGCUAAAAAGCAAACAGACGUUGCAGAGGAGACCCAGGAAAAGAAGAAGAGAAGAAGAUCUCACAAGAAAACCACCACCGAGGACGGUUCGGACCACGAAAAUUAG
Ogataea philodendri is the source of this 765-nucleotide messenger RNA. RefSeq lists its product as uncharacterized. Gene Ontology annotation, cellular component: small-subunit processome; nucleolus. Gene Ontology annotation, molecular function: small ribosomal subunit rRNA binding. The coding region runs from base 1 to 765 and encodes 254 amino acids. The record is from RefSeq and is a predicted model, not a curated record. Lineage: Eukaryota; Fungi; Ascomycota; Pichiomycetes; Pichiales; Pichiaceae. The transcript has a single exon.